Molecule: messenger RNA, 1377 nt
Organism: Syngnathus acus (greater pipefish)
Lineage: Eukaryota; Metazoa; Chordata; Actinopteri; Syngnathiformes; Syngnathidae
Gene: krr1
Product: KRR1 small subunit processome component homolog
Exons: 10
Coding region: 30-1160 (376 amino acids)
Cellular component (GO): nucleolus; small-subunit processome
Molecular function (GO): RNA binding
Source: RefSeq, a predicted model, not a curated record
AUUUGCGUCACUUCCGUCUGAGAAAAGCAAUGGACAGCGUGAGUGAAGCGCAAGCUGGGAAAAAGUCCAAAAAGGAAAAAAAGCCGGCGGAUGAAGCCGAUCUGCUGACUGUUCCCGAUGGCUGGAAAGAGGAGGCCUUUACCAAAGAAGACAACCCCCGCGGUAUGUUGGAGGAGAGCAGCUUUGCCACCCUCUUCCCAAAAUACAGAGAGGCCUAUCUGAAAGAUUGCUGGCCAUUGGUGGAGAAGGCUUUGGGAGAAACGCAUAUUAAAGCCUCCCUCGACCUGAUUGAGGGAAGCAUGACUGUCUGCACUACUAAAAAAACCUAUGACCCAUACGUCAUCAUCAGAGCCAGGGAUCUCAUCAAGCUGCUUGCCAGAAGCGUUCCAUUUGAACAGGCUGUACGGAUAUUACAGGACGAUGUGGCGUGUGACAUCAUUAAAAUCGGGACCUUGGUGAGGAACAGGGAGCGGUUUGUGAAGCGGAGACAGCGUCUUAUUGGCCCGAAAGGUUCCACCUUGAAAGCUUUAGAACUGCUGACCAACUGCUAUGUGAUGGUUCAGGGCAACACUGUGUCAGCCUUGGGACCCUUCAAUGGACUAAAGGAGGUGCGCAAAGUUGUCAUGGACACGAUGAAAAACAUCCAUCCCAUCUACAACAUAAAGACGUUGAUGAUCAAACGGGAACUGUCCAAAGACCCCGAACUCCGCGUGCAGAAUUGGGAACGCUUCCUUCCUCAAUUCCGACACAAGAAUUUGACAAAGCGGAAGGAACCCAAGAAGAAGACUGUGAAGAAGGAGUACACUCCCUUCCCGCCACCACAGCCAGACAGCCAGGUGGACAAGGAAUUGGCUUCGGGUGAAUUCUUCCUGCGAGCAAGUGUGAAGAAGAUGGCGAAGAUGGCAGAGAUAAAGGUGAAGCAAGCUCAAGCCCUGACCAAGAAGCAGGAGCAGAGGAAAAAAGCUUUUAUUCCUCCUAAGGAGAAACCCAUAGUGAAGAAAACUAAAGCACCCGAGGAAAGCAAGCUAGACAUCGAUGCCAUUAAGGAGAAAGUAAAAAAGGCCAAAACCAAGAAGCUGGGUGCUCCACCAGUCAACCCGGCUCCGCCCGUCACCAGCUCCGCCACAAACAAAAAAAAGAAAGCAAAGAGCAAAAACUAAGCAGCACACAAAGAACUCUGUAACUCAUCCCAUGUGAUGUGGAAUUUGUUGGACUUGGAGACAUAGUGAAGCGUUCCACCCCAGUUCUGUGAGGAAUUUAUCACAUCUCAGUCUGAACCUUUUAAUUCUGUUGUACAGAUUUUCUCUCGUUUGGUAUUUAUCUUAUAGAUCUAUUGUCUUCUCUAUGAAUUAAAAAUAAAGCUGUUUUUCUUAGGUU